Pistacia vera is the source of this 670-nucleotide messenger RNA. RefSeq lists its product as uncharacterized. The transcript has 4 exons. The record is from RefSeq and is a predicted model, not a curated record. NCBI's taxonomy places the organism in Eukaryota, Viridiplantae, Streptophyta, Magnoliopsida, Sapindales, Anacardiaceae. The coding region runs from base 107 to 415 and encodes 102 amino acids.
UUAUUUUACUCUCGGUUCUCUCUCAACCGUUGUCAUUGCUUUCACUCUCGUAGUUUCUCUCAACUUCUACGGACACCCUGUAGGUCUCUCUCAAACACUCACAACCAUGUCGGCGUUGACAGCCACGGCUCGCCAGGCUGCUAAUUUGGUUCGGCUCUCCUCCGCAAAGUCGGCUUCGGCCUCUCAAGCUGCUUCUGUUAUCCACCGGCGCGGUCUGGCCGGCGGCGGCGACCAUCAUGGACCACCGAAGGUGAACUUUUGGGAGGACCCAUUGAGCCCAUCCAAAUGGAAAGAAGAACAUUUUGUGAUUGUCUCUUUAGCUGGCUGGGGCUUAAUUUUUUAUGGUGGUUACAAGUACUUCACUAAAGGGAAGAACGACAAGCAAGAAGAGAAGGUUGGAGAGGCAUCUCACUAGGCUUCUGGCAGUCCCUGAAUAUAGAUGGAGUAAAAGUGGAUGUUUUGUGUUAUGAGAUUCCCUUGUUGAUGGCAGUUUUAGCUGUAGAUGACCGGAUGAUGAUGAUCGGCACAUCUUUUUUAACUUGUUUCUUGUGGUCCUGUUGACAAUACAAUUUACCAUUUAAACUUUUUGUCAAGUUAUAAUAAUGGAUGGAACGAUGAGGUUCAGGAUGUUUAAACUUUUCAAUCCUUCAAUUUAGAAGGGUUUUGCAUA